AUGUCAGGAAAAAUAAAUUUUAUUAUUCAGAGCGAAGCAUGGAGGCAUCCCGAUACCCAAGGAGAUAAAAAUGUUUACGGAGUUAAAGAAUUUUAUUAUAAGAAGGAUGAGUUUAAAAAAUUUAGAUAUAUAAAAAUUGGGAAACGAAAGGAACAGUAUAUCAAAGAUAAAAAUUUACGCGGUUCAAAUGACGUUACGGUUGAUAAACUAACAGGAAAGAAUGGCAAAAUUUUCUUUGGUUAUAAUUCAACUGAAUAUCUUACAAAUGAAAUUACUUUCAAAGAGGUAAACGUAAUACAAAAUAUCGGAGAAGACAGAAUAGGGAAGGAAUUCACCGAGGCAGGAGAAACCAACACACCAAUUCCAGAAAAUACCGCCGAAACACACACCACGGAAACAGAAGAUACAUCAGAACCGGAAGCAACUGGGACACCACCAAAACCAGAAACAACCGAGACGUCAGAACAAACACCAGAACCAAACACAACGCCUCCUCCUAAACCCAUUAGUGUUUAUGACUAUUUCGAAAAAAAAAUGGCAGAUGAAGACCGAAAUUUAAGUGGGCUUGUAAAUGAAAACCAUGUAGACAAUAAACGGAAAUUCAUUAAAUAUGACUUUCUUAAAAGUAAACUGGAAGAAAUUUAUCCUCAAAAUCAAGGUUCUCAAAAUGGUAAUCCUUCCAGUGGAGACAGGCUUGCUCAGACUAGAAAAAAUGCUAUUCAAACCAUCACGGUUGCUCUAAAUCUAGAACCUGCCGUAAAGGAAAGCGAGUUAAAAAAUGAUGAAGCAUCUGAUACCAAAGCCUACGGAGAAAAGAAAGAGGAAAUUGAAACUCAAAAAAAACGGUCUGCUUCGGAAGACCCUAACAAAUAUCGUCGAAACGUUGCUAUUCCAGGAAUUAAGAACUUAAUGGCAAAAUACGAUAUUAAAGAAAAUGAAUUAGAUGAUGACGCAAAAAAGGACUGA
Molecule: messenger RNA, 966 nt
Organism: Funneliformis geosporum
Lineage: Eukaryota; Fungi; Glomeromycota; Glomeromycetes; Glomerales; Glomeraceae
Source: the annotation of a GenBank genome assembly